Stylophora pistillata is the source of this 3004-nucleotide messenger RNA. RefSeq lists its product as uncharacterized. The record is from RefSeq and is a predicted model, not a curated record. NCBI's taxonomy places the organism in Eukaryota, Metazoa, Cnidaria, Anthozoa, Scleractinia, Pocilloporidae.
CGGUUCAAACGUCGAACUUUACAUGUGCCGAACCUAAUAAUUAGGUUCGGCACAUGUAAAGUUCGACGUUUGAAUCAAUUAGGUCCGGCAGAUUUGUAUUCGGGUCGACCUGCCGUUCUAUUCGACCGGGCUUGUCGGAUAGAACGGCAAAAGAUCAACUUUGAUUCAUACGUCGAACCGUUUCAUGUGCCGAAUCUAAUGCAUACAUUACAAAUACAUUAAAUAAAUUAAUUUUUACCCAGAGUUCUGCACGAUUCUUAUGUUUGACAUGCGCAUACGACUUGUUUUGAUCUUUUCAAACAAAAUGGCGGGAAGAGCGGAAGAUAUGUGUUCCUCUUGCUUCGAGAACACGAAAUAUACGUGUCUGAGGUGUAAGAAUUACUUUUGUAUGCGGUGUUCCGUAUUUGAAAAUGAUGAAAGUGUAGCGGGUUGGAAAGCAGGCAGUUCGGUAGCGUACUGCGAGUCAUGUUUUCGAGAGAAAAUGAUUCUUGAAGAAACCGAAGGCAAUGAUCACGAGGAGACCAGUGUGGGUCAGAAAAGCCAAGAGUCAAGCUUGAAUGUUAAGUCCACAAAGCCACCCGCUAUGAAAAGCAAAAACAUUGACGCAAAUGAGGAUGAAGAUGAUGUUACAAGUGAAGAGGGUGAUGACAAUGAAGAUGUGGACAAAGCUUUGUCACUAUUUGUAAAGAAAGGAAAGGCCAGGAAGGGCAAAAGACCUGGGCGAAGACCUCAAUGGUGCCCGAAAGUUCUUGAUGAUUUCAUUGACAUUGUUGUUAACAGCAAUGAGUUUAAGACCAAACUGAUUUUUACGAACACCAAGAAUCAGAGAAAUAGUCCAAUUUAUGCCAAAAUCUUGGAUGAGCUGAAAGGCAGGGCAUCAGCAAGAGGUGACAAGUUCAACAUGUCAAUUGCCCAGCUGAGGACCAAGUUCAAAAAGUGUGUCAGCCAGUGUAAACAAGCUGCACUAACUCAGAAAACUGCAACAGGAAUAAAGAGGUACCAGGAAGACCAUGGGUUUGGAAGCUGGUUCAAUGCCUUGUUUGCAGUGGUUAAAACAAGGGAUUCCUGUCAGCCCGAACGUGCUUUAGAGCCAUCAUCAUCGUCCUCUCCAUGUACCCCUGGAAGUUCUCAUGAUGACCACCCUUCUGAUAAUGCUGGGGACGAAGAUGCCCUGUAUAUACCAAAAAGGUCUGCAAAGAAGGAGAAAUUUGCUAAAGAUAAACUUGACAACACCCAAGUGAUGAAACUCAUCACUGAAGUUGUCAGAAAUGACCCCACAAAAGAGAUGAUCAGCUUUCUGAAAGACGAAAUGGAAAAGUCCCGAGAGCAUGAGUUGAAGUUAUUUCAACUCAUGCUUGGUCAUAGAGCCAAUUCAGGCUUGCCUCCAUCAUCCAGUAUGGUGCCUCCAUCCUCCAAUAUGGAAACAGGGUUUUACCAAUCAUGGAAUCAGGGCUUUCCCUGUCAUGAAGCAGGGUUUUACCCAUCAUUGCAGGGUUCUCAAGGGCCACAACAAACCACCCAGGAAAGCAUGUCUGAAGGUUCUUAUGGGAACCCUUUCCUUUAUGGCAAUGGAAAAUACCAGACAUUGUAGACAUAGAGCUUAUUAGUUAUAAUGUGCUCAUAACUAUUACUUUGACCACAGUUCUUCUCAGGUCUAUUUAUUGUGUUGCAUUGGACAGCAUUCUUACUGGUUUUAACUUAAGUUCUUUUUUGCAAGAAUAGAUUUCUUUUGAACACUUUGAAUUAAAAAAAAAUGGUUGAAUAUGGAUAAAUUUAUUUCUACGUUUGUUUCAGUUCAAUAUGUUGCAAAAUGAUGAUACAGUAACAUUUUUUAGUACCGUAGUUUUUUGAUUAAAUGCCGGGCUUUCAGUAAAUGCCUGGUCUCCAAGGUGGAGUUUUAAAUAAACCCCUGAAGUAUCUAUUAGAGGUUAAACAAGGUGCAGAUAUAAUGUAACAAUUUAUGUCUGUACAAAUGUUACCCGUGCCCCAUUAUAAAGCCAUACAAAAUUUAUGAAGAAAUAACCAGAACUUCAUGAAUAAAGAGCUCAAGCGAGCUUCGGGGGUCAAAUAAACCCUAGGUCCACAAUGUUUCAAAAAGGUAAAUGCCAGGGGUUUUUAAUUGAGAAAAGACGGUAUAUCUGCUGUAGGGCAAUUGCAAAAUAUACAUAACAAUCAAAGGAGUUUUAUUUAACAUGAAUAAACUACAAGGAAAAUGUGUGUAUAUCAGAAGUAAAAUAAUUAUAUGUUGAAUGUUUUUUUUUUCAACAAUAUUUGCAGUACAUAAAAAUUGAAUGUUUAAACUUUAUUUUUCUAUUAAUAUUAAAUUUAUGAAAGUCAUCUUUCAUUGUUGUUUCAGAACAUAAAUGCAAUUAAAAGCAAUUUACCAUUUAAGCUGCAUAGUCAAUGGACAAGUUCUCCUUACUGGUCUCUUUGUUUCCUUUAGUAUUAGUUGGGAGAAUUUUUAAUUAUUCAAGGGGAUGUCUAUUUGCUGAUCACUUCCUUAAUUCUCACAACCUUUUUAUGACUGGAUUGACACUGUGAAGAAAAAAUUUGAUCUUGACAACAAUGAAAUCGAAGAGGGGAUGAAACUUUUCCUUUGGUACCCUCAACAAGCAGUAAUUUUUGUGAAGUGGCUCAACAUUUUUCUCCAAGAUUGAAGAUCUUAGUGGGCACCCAUAUAAAGGGAAUAAUGCAAAGUUUAUCCAAUUAUUCCAAUACUUAAAAUGUGGGACCCAAAAUAACUUAUAACAACAAAAUUGCCACCAUCAAAUUAACAUCAAAAUCAAUUUCACUGCACAUAGACCACAUAUGCUCUACCACAAUAUAACCAACGGAAAACACAAGAUCUAACUAUAAACAACCUAGUAUUAUCAUUAACAGUUCUUUUUUACUGAACAUGGCUGACUUUCAUGUGGUGUCUCUGUCAGUGCUGCUGAUCAGAUUGAAUGUAUAGCCUGCAAGGCAGCCAGACAUGUAUUAAACAGCAACAACAACAACGAAAAAA